AUGUAUUGUCUUGGAACGCAUUCUAUAAUGGACCCGCUGUCUAUUGCAGCCAGCGCAAUUGCUCUUGGACAGUGCGCGAGGGCAGUCCGAAUUGGUAUCGAGGUAAUUCUGUCCCUUCGUAAUGCGUCAGACGACUUUUUAUCGUUGCUGAAUGAACUUUUUCUCCCAGACGCUUUCCUGGAACGGUCGCGUCGAGCAUUAGCUCAAGGAAACGACAAUUUCGACAACUCCCAGGAUUGUGGAACUCUGAGGCUGCUGGUGGAAGAGGUCGAGAACAUUGUCAGAGACUUGGACGAUCUUGCCAAAAGUCCAAUGCAUGGCAGCAACAACACCAGUCAGCAUUAUGGCUAUGAAAUCUCCAAGAGACAGUGGUUCCGGUCAAAAGACAUCAUUACAAAGCUCCGGGAAAGACCUCGACAGUUACGCCAGGAUCUGGGCGUAUGGUUCGCUAUGAGCAGCGCUUCCUAUGGACAACACCAGGCUCAGCUGCUGAUGGAGCUGCGGGAUGUCACGCUUUCAGGCCUGACUGGAAAACCGCAAGAGAAUUUCGACAUCGAAGCCAGAACUGGAAGACUGGCCAAGAAUGAGCUGUGCGUGCAGCCUCAUCUGAAGCGUCGUCGCUUGGAGCCCCCAGAGUGCCCAAAGCCCCCAAAGCCCCCAAAAGGCCGUAAGGGCGCAAAGAGCCAUAAGGGCGCAGAGGGCCGUAGAGGCCGCAAAGGGCUGCAAAGGGCGCAAAGGGCCGCAAAGAGCGCAGAGGGCGCAAAGGGCGCAAAGGGCGCAAAGGGCGCAAAGGGCGCUAAAGGGCGCAAAAAGCGCCAAAGGGCGUAG
This is a messenger RNA of Diaporthe citri, 828 nucleotides long. RefSeq lists its product as uncharacterized. Bases 1 to 828 code for a protein of 275 amino acids. The transcript is spliced from 3 exons. Lineage: Eukaryota; Fungi; Ascomycota; Sordariomycetes; Diaporthales; Diaporthaceae. The record is from RefSeq and is a predicted model, not a curated record.